GAAAAAGUCACUUCCGGUCGUAGCUGUUGCUGCGUUCACAUACUGGUCGGAACUAGGAAAUUCAGAAAUGUCCGACUUGCUAAUAGGUGGUAGUUAUACACGUGCCGCGUUAAAUCAGCUAGCAAGUCGGAAUUUUCGAGUUUCCUAGUUCUGAAUAAACGCGGCAUGUAUACCGCCUAGUCGAAACCACUUAGUUAUGGCGGCGCGCUGUCCAUUUCCGGAUUUGUUUGAAGGCUGUGUUGACGGCGUAUAGUUGGGACUUUUGGCAUAUUUCGUCAACCAACUUCAAUCUGUCAACGUAACUAAGCAAAGUUAGAAGUGCAUUGUUUGGAUUUUAUAAGGACGUUUCCUUUUAUGCACUUUUCUAGCUUGCCAGGGCUAGCUAAACUAGCGACCGGGUACCAGCGAAUGCUAGUUGCUACUCGUUUGGAUUCAUCGCUUUCAUUUUUAAUGACGGUUUAGCUAGUUUGGCUACUUUUUAAAAGGUAUGUUUUCAUUCAUUUUCAGUCGAGUGUGGCGAAAGUGGGAUUUGAACUGAGCACACGAUUGCUAUUAGUCGGUGUCUUUACUUGACCUGCAGGUGCAGGUUCUGGAGGGAAGAGGCUGGUAGAAUACUGUUUCAGUGACAGUCAACAUGCUGAAGACCCGUCAGUGUUUACUUGGCAUUCGCACUUUCCUCGGAGUGACGUCUAGAAUAUGGGGGUUAAUUCUGUACAUACUCAGGAAACAUUUAAGGACGAUAAUCCAGUACCAAACAGUGCGUUAUGACACAUUACCUCUGUCGCCUGUGUCCAGAAACAGACUCAAUGCUGUUAAGAGGAAGAUUCUGGUGCUGGAUCUUGACGAGACCCUAAUUCACUCCCACCAUGACGGGGUGAUGAGACCCACAGUGAGACCAGGCACUCCACCGGACUUCAUCCUAAAGGUGGUAAUCGACAAACAUCCUGUCAGGUUUUUUGUACAUAAAAGACCGCAUGUGGACUUCUUCUUAGAAGUGGUGAGUCAGUGGUAUGAGCUGGUGGUUUUCACGGCCAGUAUGGAAAUCUAUGGCUCAGCUGUGUCUGACCAGCUAGACAAGGACAGGGACAUCCUGAAACGAAGAUACUACAGACAGCACUGUACAUUGGAUCUGGGUAGUUAUAUUAAAGAUCUUUCUGUGGUGCACAACGAUCUAUCUAGUGUAGUCAUCCUGGACAACUCGCCUGGGGCCUACCGCAGCCACUCUGACAAUGCAAUACCCAUCAAAUCGUGGUUCAGCGACCCAAGCGACACAGCUCUUCUUAACCUGCUACCCAUGCUAGACGCACUGAGGUUCACCUCAGAUGUCCGGUCCGUCCUCAGUCGAAACCUCCAUCAGCAUCGGCUAUGGUGAUUCGCCAUCGGUGCUAGCGUCCGCAGCUCCACUUCGUCUUUUUAGAAUGCCUUCUCUGCUGGUUGUUGCACGACCCCCUCCUCUGCUCUGCCCACAUCUCCCUCAGCUCCAUGGUGUGUGACUCUUUUUAAGAAGGGUGAGGACAAAGACUGGGGGCCACAAAUACAGAGGGGGGAGCUACGUAUAAGGAAGGAAAACAAAGUGGAGAGGGCAAACUUUUUAUUUUAAAUUUUUCCUGAAUGGAAACUCUUGCCUUAAAGUCCUUGGAUUCUGGGAGUGCAUUUCGAGUGUUUGUGUAAACGUGAGAGUAUGCUUGCAUUAGGUACAUUUUUUGUUGUUGUUGAUGAAAUCUUUUAAACUAUUGACUAUGGAAAUACUGAUGAUAUGAGACUAUGAAGAAACCAGUCAUUCCUUAUAUCCCAUCACAUCUUAUUAUGGUUUAUUUCCCUAGAACUCAACUUUCUCCACUACUUUACCCAGUCUAUCAUUCUUUCUCAACAUUUCUGUAAAUCUCUUGCUUUUACCAUCUACAACUAAUAGAUAACUGAUCAAGCCUCAAUAGAACUGAAUAUUUACUCAGUGGUUAGUGAUGGACUGGGCCUGGUCAGGUUGGCAAUAUCUUUCAAUUAUUGGGAUGUAUGGAUUUUUACUGAGGAGUUGAACAGGUUGAUAUGAAAUAAUGGAAGUUGCAUCCAUUUGUUCAGAACGUAAUUUUUUUACUCUAAAAUAAAUUGCUGUAUUCUAUUCAGAGAUUUACCAAAAUGACAGAAAUGACUUGAAUGUUGUGUAGUUAAUACAGAAGUAAGAUUUUGACCAUACUUCUCCAUCCACAGAGCAAAGUUACGUUUUAUUUUCAUUUUUAUCAAGCUUUGUAUUCAUGAGCAUGUUUUCUUCCUUGGACUUUUUCAAGCCUGAAUUACACCCAUUCUCUUUCACAUUAUCCCAUUUCCUUCAAUGUAACUCCAACAUCCUGGCCCCAUUGAACAAUGUAAGCUAAGGCCUUGGAUGGGUUUCUGUUGGUCAGACAUCAAGUCUAUCAGUGUUUCCAAUAAAUUGCUUGGCAUCAUA
Molecule: messenger RNA, 2440 nt
Organism: Coregonus clupeaformis (lake whitefish)
Lineage: Eukaryota; Metazoa; Chordata; Actinopteri; Salmoniformes; Salmonidae
Product: CTD nuclear envelope phosphatase 1A-like
Exons: 8
Coding region: 635-1372 (245 amino acids)
Molecular function (GO): protein serine/threonine phosphatase activity
Source: RefSeq, a predicted model, not a curated record